Schistosoma margrebowiei is the source of this 1460-nucleotide messenger RNA. The record is from the annotation of a GenBank genome assembly. Lineage: Eukaryota; Metazoa; Platyhelminthes; Trematoda; Strigeidida; Schistosomatidae.
AAUUCUCACCGUGUAUACUUUCACAUAAAAGCCUUUAAUGGUAGACAUUAUUUGAUAUUAGAUUCUUAUUUUUUUGUCUGACUUCUGAACUCACAUUUUAUCUUUAGAAUUUCGAGUUUGUACGAGCUAUUUAAUUUCUGGCCAGUUUAUACCCUAGUUUCACUUCGGCUUGAGACAAUUCAGAACAAAAGGAAAAAAGUUGGCUGCUUCAUCGUAGAAUGGUUCUUCACAAAGUUGACGUUUUGGGCAACGAUUUAGAUUUUGCAAAUCAAUUGAGUGAAAUUUGUUUUCGACCGCUAGAAUCGUUUCAGACACAAUUUUCAGUGUGUAACAUUUGGGAAGAUUUGAUCUCCAAUUGUAAUUCACUAUUUAAAAUAACCGAUAUAAAAUAUUCUGAUAUUGGAACAUUUGGUGUAUGGAUCGAUCCAAUAGACUCAACAGCUGAUUAUGCUCAAGGUCAAUUUGAUAAAUAUCAUUUUACUUCAAUUAAUUCAUCAUCUACUCAUUUAUCUGGUAUAGAAUUAGAUAAUCUAAAUCAAAUUAAUCAUUUUUUUGAAAAUCCAACAAGUUUAAUACGUUUCUAUCAUGGUAGUCUUAUUAAUGUGACAAUUUUAUUAGGUUUAUUUGAUUAUUCAAAUGGUUUACCAUUAAUUGGUGUUAUAAAUCAACCAUUUUAUUUAAAUAAUAUUAUCAAUUCAUCUAAUAAUAAUACUAAUAAUGAUCAUUUAUCAACUGAUGAAAUAAAUUCAUUAUAUCAUUAUGGAAGAAUAUUUUGGGGUUUCAAUAUGAUGGAUUCGGGAAAUUCUUUAUCUAUUAAUAAAUAUUCAAAUAAUUGUUCUAAAAAUUAUAUAUUGAAUCCUUUGGAUCAUUUAAAUUUACCUAAAUAUCUACAUUUUCCAGAUAAUUUUUUUGAUGUACUUUGUCCAGAUCGUAUAUUUAAUGAAGAGAAACCAAUUUUAAAACUUGUUUGUAGUUCUGUAGAAUUUAGUCGUUUAACUAAUUUAUUUCAUAACUAUAAAGAUGCUAAUCAAGAUUUAGUCAAUGUUGUGUUUUUGUCAUCAUCCGGAGCUGGUUUUAAGCAAUUAUGUGUGAUAUUAGAUCAAGUGGAUGCAUUUAUUUUAAUGGAACCAAAUACAUUUAUAUGGGAUACAUGUGGACCACAUACAAUAAUUAAUUCAUUAGGUGGUGGUAUUAUACAAUUAAAAUAUGCAUUAAAUUCUAUUAAAUUAUUAUUAUUACAAAAACAAUUAUCAAAUAAUUACAAUAUAAUUAUUGAAUUAAUAAUGAAUGAUUUACAUAAAUAUCAAAUUAAUUACAAUAUUAUUAAAUCAUCCGAAGAGAUACAAACAGUCAACUCGGUCAAUCUUUCCAAAUGUUGCAAUCGUAAUGGUUUAUUAGCUUAUCGUAAUCCAUUGAUAGCUAGUCAAAUUCUUCUUCAUAUUGCAUUAAAUCAAAAAUAG